Molecule: messenger RNA, 6518 nt
Organism: Dicentrarchus labrax (European seabass)
Lineage: Eukaryota; Metazoa; Chordata; Actinopteri; Moronidae
Product: zinc finger MYM-type protein 4
Exons: 29
Coding region: 133-5028 (1631 amino acids)
Molecular function (GO): zinc ion binding
Source: RefSeq, a predicted model, not a curated record
CACUUCCGGGUCCGUCCCUUUUAUGUUUUCGUCUCAAAACUUUGGCGCUCUCUCUCUCUCUCUCUCUCUCUCUCUCUCUCUCCCCCUCUCUCUCUCUCUCUCAUCAUGGAAGUAAACUGUUAUUAGUCUAAGAUGUCCUGCUCGGCCUUCGGUUGCACCAACAGAUCCACGAAGGGCUCCGGGAUUCAUUUCUUCCGAUUUCCUUUAAGUGAUCACGACCGGUUGAUGCGAUGGUGGAUCAACAUGAAGAGGAUCAACUGGUCCCCAACGACCACGUCACGUCUGUGCAGUGUGCACUUUGAGGAGGAUCAGUUCUCCAUAGACAACAGGACGGGCCGGAAGAGGCUGAAGGACACCGCUGUGCCUACCAUUUUCAACUUUUCACCACAUUUGUUGAAAAACAAAAAACCUGGCAGAGGCAGGCGAACCAAGCUGGUUAGUAUGGAGGUAACGGACGAAGAGCACAUGGAAGCUAUUUCACAGCCAGGAGCGUCAGUGGAUGUUGGAGACUCAGAGCUUGUUCACGGAGCUUCUUCUAGAGACUUUGUUGCUGCUGAAACAGAAAUGGAAAGUAAAGAAACUGAGGCCAUUGUGGGCCCUUCUUUUGUAUCUCCUCUAAAUCCAUCCCCUUCACAGUCGUCUUUCUCUCCAGGAGAGACAGUCAGCAGAGUUCUGGUUCAAGGUGGUGAGCCAGAUAGCACCUCAGAGUCUCAAACAGAGGGUCCCGAGGUGAAAACUGAGGAAGACUUUGAGUUAGAUGAAGAAAAUGUGCCAGUAAUGGACAACAGCUUAGAGGAAAGCUCUGCAGGACCUGAUAUCAGUGGGGACAUAAAUAAGGACAAGACAUCUGACAGGAAAAAGGCGAUAAACACAGGCGAACAGACGGACACAGACAUCGCCACGCAGCGGGAGGACGAGUCUCUGGCCUGUAAAUUGAGGUUUUCUACUGGGAACGACCUCGAUGAGAUGAUGGACAUUGGUACGAUGGAUCAGGUGGAACAGGAGGCUCUGAUGAAAGAGGAGGAAGAGAAUAGUUCGAUGGAUGUGGAUAGCAGCCGUUCACCUGCCAUUUCAAAUACAGCCUCAGUGGCAGAAGACAGUAACUCCAUUAAGGAGGAAACUGAUGAUGUCAAACCCACUGUAUUACCACCACCCUCAGAGGAGGACCAAGUGGAGGACGUGAAAGUGGCUUUAGACUCAAUGCGGUCCAGCUCGUCUCCAUCCUCUGAAGCCACGGCCAGUACAGGAAGGGACAGCUCAUCUCCAGCGACCAUAAUGAACGGGAUGAAAGUAGUUCAGCUAUCAGUGCCGAAAUUAAACACCGAAAGGUUACGUGCUCCCACUCCGCCAAUCAAGUCGUCCCCUUCUCCACCCUUGGUCAAGGUGAAGGAUGAGCCUGAGGACGACGAAUAUGAACAAGCCCAAAUAUCCUCUACGUCCACAGCGAAUGUGAAGGAUGAGCCCAACACUGCAAAGGAGGACUUGAGGAUCGGAUCCGUCUUCUCCGUGACCCCAGCUGCUGAAACACAAACGCUGCCUGUCGUCAACCCCUCGUCGCUGCACAUGUACUGUUCCAACUGCAAGAAGAGCCUGAUGAAAGGACAGACAGCUUUCCAGAGGAAGGGCUCCCCGGCACUCUUCUGCUCCACCGACUGCCUCACCACGUCCCUCCCUGUCAGAGGAGUCACUAAGAUCUGUCACAACUGCCAAAAGUUGAUAUUACGGCCGCAGGACGUCAUUCUGACUCCAGAUGCUAAAGGAACCAUGAAGGAAUUCUGCAGCCAGAACUGCCUGACCUCCUUCAACUACAAGAAAAACGCCACCAACUACAUGAAACCCACCUCCACCAAAAAAACACUACAACCGAUCGCACCACAGUCACUCUGCAGCAUGUGCACCAGAUACUGCGUCAGCAAACACGAGGUGAUCCUGAGUGGUGCAGUCCACAAGAUCUGCAGUGACGCCUGCUUUAACCGUUUCCGUACAGUAAACAACCUGUCCAUGGCCGGCUGUGCAAACUGCAGCUCUUACUGCCUCAACAAACCGCUCAUGCUGAAGAUGGACGGCAGCAACAAAACUCUGUGCAAUGCAGAGUGUCUGGCCAAGUACAAAGAGAAAACAAAGAUAACCCAGCCUUGUGUGAUGUGUCGCACUACCCGGUUGCUGGCAGAUAUGAUUGACAACCAAAACAGUGACGACUCCGUGAACCUCUACUGUAGCAGCAGUUGUGUGAUGGCAUUCAAGGUCCAGACUGUCAGUGCAUCAGGUGCUCGGAUGAAUUGUGAUAGUUGUGGGAAAAACACAGUACCGGCCUACCACCUGGCCAUGUCGGAUACCUCCAUCAGGAACUUCUGCACUCUACCUUGUGUCAUGGCUUUUCAGGAGAAGUUCAAGAAGUCCCAGAAACAGGUGAAUGUUUUUACCAAGUUACCCAUCGGAUCAUCCCAAAUCCAGACCUUCACUCCUGUCCAGCCUCAGCGAGAUGUCCUCAAAGGACUGAAGCUGAACUGCUCUCAGUGUACCCGCAACAUCACUUUUAAACCUGAACUCAUCCAGAUCAAGGACAAGAUGGUUUUCGUGUGUAGCACGGACUGUUCUCACGAGUUCAAGAAAGCCAACUAUGUGACGUGCCUGUGCGAAUACUGUAAGAUUGAAAAGAUCACAAGAGAAGCAAAGAGAAUUGACAACAAAGACUGUUUCUUCUGCAGCGAUGGCUGUAAGCUCCUUUUUAGACACGACUUGACUAAAAACUGGGGAAAACACUGUCACUCCUGCGUCUACUGCCACUCGGUGUCUAAGAAGCUGGUGACGGCACAGUAUGGAGGCUCGACUGAGGAGUUCUGCUCUGAGGAGUGCAGGUCCAAAUACACCAUGCUCUUCUGCCAUGUUGCAAAGUGUGACACCUGCGGCCGCAAAGGGAAACUGAAGCAGAGUCUUCCCAUGCUGGGAGAGGUCAAACACUUCUGUGACCUGUCUUGUCUUCUACAGUUCUGCUCUAAUAAAGUGGCCACGCAGGGCGAGGUCUUCAAAGCAGGUACAUGCGAGGACACACCUGUCAUCGCCAACGUCAUCUCACUUGCAGGACCUCCAACAGGGAAAUCCAGUGCUUCCGAAAGAGCUACCCAGCAAAGCACAGGCUCUAUCUUUCAGUCAAAGAACUGUGGACAUAUCAGUAUUCAGACAGAUGCAGUGAAAGCUCAUCCUCCAAAAAUCCUCAAGAACAAGGCUCUACUCUGUAGACCGCUGGUGCAGAACAAAGGGGUCUCCUGUAAAACACAGACGGCUGAUGUUGAAGCACAGACGGAUGACUUCUUUCCUAAAAUCAUGAUUGUGCCUGUCCCAGUGCCGGUGUACAUUCCUGUACCCAUGAACAUGUACAGCCAGUGUACCCCCAAACCUGUGGGCGUGCCAUUACCACUGCCCGUACCCAUGUUCCUUCCCGUGGCAAUGGACAGCGCCGAACGCAUCGUGGAAACCAUCCAGGAGAUAAAGGAAAAGAUACCGUCUGACCCCUUCGAGGCAGAGCUCAUCCUCAUGGCUGAGAUGAUUGCAGAACAGGAUGAGAAGAACAACAAAGAGGAGAGCCCAAAGGAGAAAGCGGUGGAGAAAGAGAGGGAGAGACAAGAAGCGCCUGUUCCAGAUGACCACGGCAGUAACUACAGUGAUGACUUGGACACAGACGACUUGGCUAAUUUCCUCAACAACUGGGAGGACGACGCAGGUCUCAGGUCUCCCAGUCGACCGUACUCCCACGAAAAGCUCAACCCAAUUCUUGACAUUCCCGAGGGCAUGUCCAGUGUGCCUUACUCCGAGCCCCCACCUCCAGCACCGCCUCCCAUGGACGUCGAAACAGACUUCACUGUUGAAACUCUGGAGAGGAUGGCCCGGCUGAGAGACCAGACCCAGCGGUCCCCAAGCCCUCCGCCUGCUGCUCCACGACGGCGACAAGCUCACAGGAAAGCCCGAGAAAAAAAGGGUCGUAAGUCACUGCGGUCUACUAAAGCUGAAGCGUCAUCUCAAAAAGGCCUUUCAAAGGCCAAAGCUGUAGACUUCCCAAAGCUAAAGAGUCAAUAUGGAGUUGAUGCCUGGAAGCGAUGGAUCCAGUGGAGGCAAACUCAACCCAACCUGGAGAAGCCACGCUUCGGUUCGCGUCCCAUGGAGUUGAAGGAGGAUGUUCUCCGGUGCACCACUGCUGAGCUGAGUUAUGGACUCUGUUGCUUCAUCACUGAGGUGAAACGACCAAAUGGAGAGCCGUACUCCCCCGACACCCUGUUCUACCUCUGCCUCGGCAUUCAACAGUACCUGUUUGAGAACGGCCGUGUGGAGAACAUAUUCAUGGAUCGGUUCUACAACAAGUUCUCCAAUGAGUUCACUGUCAUGCUGAGAGGUUUCAAACCUUCAGUCACAGCAAGUGGUUAUAUCCAUUCCCGUGUGGAGGAGGAGUUUCUGUGGGACUGUAAACAGUUGGGGGCGUACUCCCCCAUCGUCCUCCUCAACACUCUGCUCUUCUUCUGCUGCAAGUACUUUGGCUUCACCACGGUGGAGCAGCACCGCCAGCUGUCCUUCGCCCACGUCAUGCGCUGCACUAAAACCAACCAGGACAGCACCAAGACCACCUUCCUGCGGUUCUACCCCCCAAUAUCCAUAAAUGAUGCAGAGUCAGAGGUUCCAGCGAAGAGGCGUAAGGAGGAGGAGAGUAAAGACGAUAUCCUGGAGAUGAUGGAGAACACAGACAACCCUCUCCGCUGUCCGGUCAGACUCUACGAGUUCUACCUCUCUAAGUGCUCGGAGUCAGUGAAGCAGCGCACCAACCUGUUCUACCUUCACCCCGAGCGCUGCUGCGUCCCCAACAGCCCGCUGUGGUUCUCCUCCACCCCUCUGGACGAUAGCACCAUGGAGGCCAUGCUCACCCGCAUCCUCAUCGUCAGAGAGCUCCAUCUCCAGGCGAAGAAAGAGGAAGGGACGGAUGGGCAGACGCCCGACGACCCACCGUUUAUACCUGAAGAGGAAAAUGGAGAUUCGGAGUGACGAAGAGCAAAUGUAAAUGUUGUAGAUUAACUGAAAUGUUCAUUUAAACACGGCCCAGUAAACAAAAACGGAGAUAAUGCACCCGUACAUACACAACUACAAUGUGAUGAACUACAAAAGAACGUCGUACUUCCUGAACCACAUCAUGAGCUGAAUUAUUGGAAGAUCUUCAGAUGCACAGUGUUUGUGUGGGUGGAACCUGCGAGCUGAGAUUGUAAGACCGUUCACUAAUGUUCAGCCGGAGACAUUGCUGUACUUUUGUGUUUUUUGUCUGCUGAAUGGUUGCUUGGCUACGUUGUUCCUUCCACGUGUCAUGGUUCCUUAAACUCCUGUGGAAAUUUGGGGUUUUUUCGUCCUUUGUUUGAAAGAGCUGCAGUGAUUUCUGUUGGUGGUUUCUGUGAUGUAGAUGUAAAUUGACAACCGUCAAGUCUCAAACCUGCAGUUUGAUUGUCAACAACACUUCAAUGCUCUGAUUUGGUGUCAGUCUGUCAGUGAAAGAGCUCAUUUUCAGUCACAAUAUUCUUGCAGAUUUUAUACCUUUUAGGAUUGUUGGAAAGUCGUGUAGGAAAUACAUUUAAUUCCUGGAAUUAUUGGAUUAUUAUUUGAUUUGAUUGUACCAGAGUGUCCUAUGACUGAAGGUUUCUCCAACUUGCCGUAGUAAAAUGUCGACAAUCAGUGUACAAAAAAAAAACCUCAACACAAAUCAGAUAAUCAUAUUUUAGAGAGAUCAAUGUGAUUGAGAGACGACAGAGUGACUCUAAGGACCACAGUGUAGGAUUCAGUGGCGAAGAGUUGCUGCUGCGAGCAUUUAGGAGAAACUACGGUGGCUGCAAAAGGCCCGUUUAAGAGCAAGUGUUUGGUUUGUCCAUUCUGGGCUACUGUAUAAACAUGGUGGCUUCUGUGGAAGAGGACCUGCUCCAUCUGAAGGUAAAUAUGGAUCAGUAACAGAAACACAAGUCUUAUAAUCAGGUGAUUAAACAUUAAUGAAAACAUAAUUAUGAAUAUUAUAUUCCACGUCUGCUGAUGGAUCAUCCUCAAUGUUACACACUGGACCUUUUUAAAUGAAAGAAUCAAUCAGUUUAAUGUAUUAUCUUUUGGCUCAUCAAUAGAAAUAGACACAUUUUGAUCAACAGAGUCGAAGUAAUACUGAGAUUAAAUACACUGCAGACAAUAAUGUCUUUGAACGUAGCUUAUAUCGCCGACAAGAACAAAAAUGUUUCCCUGUUUUUGUUGACUGAACACUGAAAUGAGCAAAUUUGUUGAUUUAAACUAAAUUUUGGACGUCAUCUACAGUAUCCUCUGAGACGUUGAGUUUUUGCAUAACUACGACCCUGGUAAAAAGAAUAAAAAUAAAUACUAUUCCUUCAUGUAUAUCUUGGUUAUAUUAACCCCCCCCCCCACACACACACACAGUCUUUAGAGGAUGGCUGCCAAGGUUCUCAGUAUUUUCUAUUGUAUGUCCUUUUUGAAUAAAAAAACAUUUAAAAACA